Molecule: messenger RNA, 502 nt
Organism: Aspergillus campestris IBT 28561
Lineage: Eukaryota; Fungi; Ascomycota; Eurotiomycetes; Eurotiales; Aspergillaceae
Exons: 1
Coding region: 94-360 (88 amino acids)
Source: RefSeq, a predicted model, not a curated record
CCCUAUGAGGUGUGGACUGAAACUGGAGAGUAUGGAAAACAAUAGGCGAUCAAGAAUGAGAUCAGACCGCAGUUGACCAGAGACCGAAAUCAAAUGACGAAUCGGGUGUGUGGCCUCAGGCGAGGCGGGCAGUCAUCUGCUCCUCCCGCCCUUUGUUCGUCUCUCUCCAUAUUACAGACAGCGUUUCAUCCAACUAUCAUUUGUUUAUUAUUAGACGUGUCUCUCCUUCACUUCUUUCAUUAUGUUUAUUCUUAUUCUCUUCUCUUCUUCUCUUCUUCUUCAUCGGUGGUCCUUUGCUUAUCUCUUCUCCACUCGAUAACCACGGUUUUGAUUUCACCCCCUCACGGAGUGUCGGGCUAAGGGGACGGACCUCCCCCCAUUGACCCGCUUUUUUAAUCGGCAAUCAAUCCGGUGGUGGAAACCAUCUGACCUCACUCAGGCUUUCAAUCAGACUUGGCGGUAGCCAGCUUCUUGGUUUCGUUGGCUCUCCCCUUUGAAGUGU